AAUCUUACACUCUCGAGAUACUGGGGCAUCCAAAAUCAAAAUUACAGUUUUACCCCGAUAGCUUUUACCUUUCAUCUUUUCUACAGUAAUUUAACGGAAUCAUUCCCUCUUCUCCGAGAAUCUGCCAAAUCCCAGGAGGACGCAACUCUUUAAUCUCUCUUUUCCACCAAAAUUUUUCAGAAACACACAACUCUACCGACAGAAAUUCGUAAGGAUGGCCGAAAUGAAUUCAUUUUCAUUCUCUGAUUUCCCCGAAGACAUUCAACUAAUUGUUUUAUCGUUUCUUACCCCAAGAGAAAUCGCAAACUUCGCUUGCACAUCGAAAAGGUUUGUUUCGCUGUGUAAAAGCGAUGGCAAGCUCUGGUAUACCAUUUGCGAUAGGAGAUGGGGCUCUAAAACUCAAAUCAAGAAAUGGGGGGAUGGCAAGAUCUCCUACAAGCUUCUCUACAAAACUCUCAGUGAAUGGGAGAAUCUCAUCGGUUUCUGGCGCAGAAGUGGUCAACCUAUGAUCAAUUUUUCAUCCCCGCCGUUAAUUUUCUUCGAGUGGGGCCCAUCGUAUCUCGCUGGCUCUAGGGUGUCGCCCUCGCAAAAUGGUACGUACAAUGUCUCAAAGUCUCCGUUUUUACGGAUGAGUUUGAGUUCCGAUGGUGAAAUCGUAAACUUUCUCCAGCUUAAUGGAGAAAUUAAAUUACGGGAUGAUUUUGUAAAAUGUUGUCAGUUGGGGUAUAUUGAGGAUUUGGUUUCAGUUAACGUUAAUUUUGUGGGGAGUUCUCAUAUUCUGGUUGAGGAAAAUUAUGCUAAUUAUUAUCGAGAACUUGGGAAGCCCGUGUUUGGGAGGAGUCCUAGCCUGAUGGAUUUGAAUUCUAGAGGAGACAAUAGUGAGGGCAGCAGUUCUGGGGAAUUGUCGGUAACGGAAAUGUAUAUGCAAUUCGCCAAUAGGAUAUCUCCAUUUGGGGAUAGAGCGUGGAGGAGACAGAGGAGGAAGGAGAAGGAGAGACUGGGGAAGAGACGGUGGGAGCCCGAGCAUUUUGUAAAGAUUGUGGAUUGCUCACCCACGCCAUCUCGGCCUUUGCAGGGAUUAUGGAAGGGAAUAUGUGAUGACAUUAACUUGGAUUUUUAUCUUGUGGCCUAUGAUAUUGGGGGUAUCAUCUGCCGAAGGGUUGGUGAUUUGUCCUCCUGCUCCGCUGCCCCUGUGUUCUGGACAUCAAACGCUACAUUAAUUGAGUCUCCAUUUUCAGUGGAGGAAGAAUAUAUUUAUGAUAGUCGCAUACACCAUCAUUCACCUGCAGAGGCAAAUCACACACAUUGCCAAAGUCCCUCAUCCAUGGUCUCUCACAUCAUGCACAUAAACUCGAGUUAUGAUCUAGUCAUUCGAGAUUCAGCAGGGUCUUUUGCAAAUCCUCGACAAGGGGAGGGAAGGAUCUGGCAGUACCAUAAUGGGACAUUUGGAUUUGGGUUUCUCUGGGACAACUUUAUCAUAGACCUCAAACAUAUGGUUCUUGAUGGUUGUCUUCUUGAUGCAGUGGAGGUUUGAUGUGGCCAUAUACAUGUUUAGGUUCUUUUGUAUACAAAAUGGAUUUGUUUCUGGAUGUUAUUUGUUGACUGUACUGUAUACCAUACUUUGUUGCAGAAAUAAAUGAUGUAAUGUUUAUGAUAAACAAA
Molecule: messenger RNA, 1662 nt
Organism: Mangifera indica (mango)
Lineage: Eukaryota; Viridiplantae; Streptophyta; Magnoliopsida; Sapindales; Anacardiaceae
Product: F-box protein At3g12350
Exons: 2
Coding region: 215-1534 (439 amino acids)
Biological process (GO): SCF-dependent proteasomal ubiquitin-dependent protein catabolic process; gibberellic acid mediated signaling pathway
Cellular component (GO): SCF ubiquitin ligase complex
Molecular function (GO): protein binding
Source: RefSeq, a predicted model, not a curated record